GGCGCCUGCACCCGCUCGGGCCGACGUCUGGGGGCUCCCGGGGCCCACUGCCCACCUCCACUGGGGUGUCGUCGCAGGGCCGCCUCCAUGUUGCGAUUUCCGACCUGUUUCCCAUCCUUCCGGGUGGUGGGAGAGAAGCAGCUGCCGCAGGAGAUCAUUUUCCUGGUCUGGUCGCCCAAGCGGGAUCUCAUUGCGCUGGCCAACACCGCGGGCGAGGUUUUGCUUCAUCGACUGGCCAGUUUCCACCGGGUCUGGAGUUUCCCACCUAAUGAAAACACAGGAAAGGAGGUGACCUGUCUGGCAUGGAGACCAGAUGGCAAACUUUUGGCCUUUGCUCUUGCUGACACCAAGAAGAUCAUUUUGUGUGAUGUGGAGAAGCCAGAGAGCCUGCACUCUUUUUCCGUGGAGGCGCCGGUUUCUUGUAUGCAUUGGAUGGAAGUCACUGCAGAGAGCAGUGUGCUGACGUCCUUCUAUAAUGCCGAGGACGAGUCCAACCUUCUCCUGCCCAGGCUGCCCACACUGCCGAAAAAUUACAGCAACACCUCAAAAAUAUUUAGUGAAGAAAACUCGGAUGAAAUUAUUAAGCUCCUGGGAGAUGUCAGGCUUAACAUCCUUGUCCUUGGAGGGAGCUCUGGCUUUAUUGAGCUUUAUGCCUAUGGAAUGUUCAAAAUUGCACGCGUCACCGGGGUUGCUGGGACGUGCCUUGCUUUAUGUUUGUCAAGUGACUUGAAGUCCUUAUCGGUGGUCACAGAGGUUGUGACGGAUGGUGCCGCAGAAGUCUCAUACUUCCAGCUGGAAACAGCCCUGCUGUACUCGUUCCUACCUGAGGUCACACGGAUGGCCAGGAAGUUUACCCACAUCUCCGCGCUCCUGCAGUAUAUAAACUUGUCACUGACAUGCAUGUGUGAAGCCUGGGAAGAAAUACUCAUGCAGAUGGAUUCUCGACUCACCACGUUUGUGCAGGAAAAGAACACCACCACGUCAGUGCAAGAUGAGUUCAUGCACCUGCUGCUAUGGGGGAAAGCCAGUGCUGAACUUCAGACGCUCUUAAUGAACCAGCUGACUGUAAAGGGCUUAAAGAAGCUCGGCCAGUCCAUAGAGUCCUCAUAUUCCAGUAUACAGAAGCUGGUCAUCAGUCACCUGCAGAGUGGCUCGGAGUCUCUGCUGUACCACCUGAGUGAGCUGAAAGGAAUGGCCUCCUGGAAGCAGAAGUACGCGCCCCUCGGGCUCGAUGCGGCAGGAAUCGAAGAUGCUAUCACUGCCGUGGGCUCUUUCAUCCUCAAGGCAAAUGAGCUUCUGCAAGUGAUAGAUAGCAGUAUGAAAAACUUCAAAGCCUUUUUCCGGUGGCUCUAUGUCGGAGGAGUAGAUCAUUCUGAGCCUGAGAAAACAGAUCAGAAACACGAGAUGACUCAGAAAGAUACCACCUUUGUCGCUGAUUUUCUCACAGAACAUUUCAACGAGGCCCCAGACCUUUAUAACCGAAAAGGCAAAUACUUCAAUGUGGAAAAGGUUGGCCAGUACUUGAAGGAUGAAGAUGACGACCUUGUGUCGCCCCCGAACACAGAAGGAAACCAGUGGUAUGACUUCCUUCAGAGCAGCAGCCACCUGAAAGAAAGCCCUUUGCUGUUUCCUUAUUACCCUCGAAAAUCACUGCAUUUUGUGAAAAGGCGGAUGGAGACCAUUAUUGAUCACGGUUUGCAGAAGCCAGCGGAUGUCAUUGGAAAGUCCAUGAAUCAAGCCAUCUGUAUCCCACUCUAUAAAGAUACCAGAAGCGAGGACUCUGCCCGCAGGCUGCUCAAGUUCCCCUUUCUGUGGAAUAAUAAAACUUCUAAUCUCCAUUAUCUUAUUUUUACCAUUUUAGAAGAUUCCCUUUAUAAAAUGUGUAUCUUAAGAAGACAUACUGAUAUCUCCCAGUCUGCCAGUAACGGGCUGAUUGCUGUUAAAUUUGGGAGCUUCACCUAUGCCACAACUGAGAAGGUGAGACGCAGCACCUACAGUUGUUUAGAUGCACAGUUCUAUGAUGAUGAAACCGUGACGGUGGUGCUCAAGGACACUGCGGGACGUGAAGGAAGAGAUCGCCUCUUGGUCCAGUUGCCUCUGUCUUCUGUCUAUCACGGCGAAGAGUCUGCAGACUACCAGUUUAGUGGGACUUACUCCACGAGACUGGAUGAGCAGUGCGGGGCCAUCCCCACUCGGACCCUGCACUUCGAGAAGCACUGGAGGGUGCUGGAGAGCAUGAAGGCGCAGUAUGUGGCUGGGAACGGCUUUCGGAAAGUGUCCUGUGUGCUGAGCUCCAAUCUCCGCCACGUGCGAGUGUUUGAAAUGGACAUCGAUGACGAGUGGGAGCUGGACGAGUCCUCGGACGAGGACGAGGAGGCGGGCGGCAAGCCGGGGAAGAUCACGGAGGAGGCACUGGCCGAGGCCGAGGCGGGGGCCCAGCCCACUGGGGAGGCCACUGCACCCCCUGAGGUGGCUGUUAAAGUGGAGAAGCUUGACCCCGAGCUGGACUCCUGACCCACGCACCCUGGCUCUGUGUUUUCUCUGCUGUCAGAGCAAGGUGGACAGAGGCAAUUGUAACCACUUGGAAUCUUUUCUGUGGAACAAAGAAAUAAAUGGGAUUUAUGUACUUUCA
This is a messenger RNA of Echinops telfairi (small Madagascar hedgehog), 2632 nucleotides long. RefSeq names its product anaphase promoting complex subunit 4 (gene ANAPC4). Gene Ontology annotation, molecular function: protein binding. Bases 88 to 2514 code for a protein of 808 amino acids. The transcript has 28 exons. Lineage: Eukaryota; Metazoa; Chordata; Mammalia; Afrosoricida; Tenrecidae. The record is from RefSeq and is a predicted model, not a curated record. Gene Ontology annotation, cellular component: nuclear periphery; anaphase-promoting complex. Gene Ontology annotation, biological process: protein K11-linked ubiquitination; anaphase-promoting complex-dependent catabolic process; positive regulation of mitotic metaphase/anaphase transition.